Messenger RNA from Aspergillus glaucus CBS 516.65, 699 nucleotides. Its product is annotated as emp24/gp25L/p24 family protein. NCBI's taxonomy places the organism in Eukaryota, Fungi, Ascomycota, Eurotiomycetes, Eurotiales, Aspergillaceae. Bases 1 to 699 code for a protein of 232 amino acids. Gene Ontology annotation, cellular component: endoplasmic reticulum-Golgi intermediate compartment; COPII-coated ER to Golgi transport vesicle; endoplasmic reticulum. Gene Ontology annotation, biological process: Golgi organization; intracellular protein transport; endoplasmic reticulum to Golgi vesicle-mediated transport. The record is from RefSeq and is a predicted model, not a curated record. The transcript has 3 exons.
AUGGCUCCUUCAAGAUCCUCCGCCUCAUGGCUCUCAUCUACUUUGGUCGUGUUGGCCAUUAUCUGUCUCUCCGUCCCCGCAAACGCUCUGUACUUCUACACGAGCGAGAAGCAGACCAAGUGUUUCUUCGAGGAGCUUCCUAAAGAUACCCUGGUGGUUGGUCACUUCAAAACCGAAGUCGCCAACCCGCAAGCCGGCAACACGUACUCUAUCGAUUCCAACGUGAAGAUGCUCAUCACCGUCGACGAGACCUUCGACAAUGACCACCGAGUCGUUUCCAAGCGCGACAGUCACUCCGGCCGCUUCACUUUCUCCGCCGCCGACGCUGGUCAACACAAGAUCUGUUUGACUCCCGAUGGCAGCCAUGUGUCCGGAGGCUGGCUCUCCGGUGGUGCGUCGGAUGCGAUCCGGGUUACGCUUGACAUAGCCAUUGGCGAGACGAGCAAGAUCGAGACGGAGGACAAGGGCAAGAUGCAGGAUAUUGUGCAGAAGGUCAAGGACUUGAACGGACGGUUGCAUGAUAUUCGUCGGGAGCAGGUGUUCCAGCGGGAACGCGAGGCCGAAUUCCGUGAUCAAUCCGAAGCUACCAACUCGCGUGUCGUCCGCUGGACCAUGAUUCAACUCGUUGUCUUGUCGGCUGCCUGCGCCUGGCAAUUGUCGCAUCUCCGGUCUUUCUUCAUCAAGCAAAAGUUGACAUGA